Triplophysa dalaica is the source of this 1250-nucleotide messenger RNA. RefSeq lists its product as uncharacterized. The record is from RefSeq and is a predicted model, not a curated record. Gene Ontology annotation, molecular function: dioxygenase activity. Bases 95 to 1240 code for a protein of 381 amino acids. The transcript has 8 exons. NCBI's taxonomy places the organism in Eukaryota, Metazoa, Chordata, Actinopteri, Cypriniformes, Nemacheilidae.
UUUAGGCUGAGCCAAUAGGAGGCAGAGAAGGGCGGGUCAUGCCGAGGUAAAUAUUGCUACAAGUUCACAUGAAAGUUUGUGAUGAACCGGUAAGAUGAAGCGCGCGAUCAAAACAAAAAACUCAGUUGAACAUUUUAAACGUCCUCGCGAAUCAGCAUCAGCCAGCAGCUCAGCUAAUGUUAGCGAUGCUACACCGGUACCAACGUCGACGCCCGCUCUGCACCCGCCCGUCGGAGAGGAUGCUGUCAGUGAAGGAGAUAACCUCGGAUGCGAACGCCAACUACGUCUCAACAUGUCGAUACCAGUCGUCGAUUUCAGUGUUUACGAACUGGAAAAAACAAAUGUAUCAGAUGACAAGUUUGAAAAGUUAAGUAAAGAACUGAGGAAGGCCUUUGUGGAGGUGGGAUUUGUUUAUCUGAAAAACACUGGCAUACAUCAAGAAGAGGUGGACAAAGUCAUGGACAUUUCCAGGCAAUUCUUCUGUUUGUCUGAAGAUAAGAAGAAGCCUUUCAGCAGGGGCGAUUUCUCUUGUAACUGUAACCACGGCUGGGUCUCACUGGAAAAGGAAAGUUUGAAUCCUCAACGACCCGGUGAUUUGAAGGAGGCAUUUAAUAUAACGUCUUUGCGCAAGGAUAUUGAUUGGCCCUCUGAAGGAGUUGAAGAUUUUCGAGAUGGCAUGGUGUCUUUUUUUAAUCGCUGUAAAGAUCUUUCUCUCAGGGUGCUGCGAGUGAUGGCGAUUGGUUUAGGCCUAGAGCCAAAGGUCUUCCUUGAAGCACACAAGCAUAUUGGAAGUGAUAAGAAUGACACCACUCUGCGGACUUUGUACUACCCACCACUAAAAAGUGACGUUUUGAAGCCCAAUCAGCUGCGCUGUGGUGAACACUCAGACUAUGGUUGUAUCACUCUUCUUUUCCAAAGUCCAGAGGGAGGAUUACAGGUUUUCAGCCGGACUGGAGAGUACAUUUCAAUCCCUGCCAUUUCUGGUACAGUUGUAGUAAAUAUAGCAGAUCUCAUGCAAAGGUGGACCAGCGACGUCUAUGUGUCUUCUGUUCAUAGGGUUUUGCUGCCCGCUGUAAGUGACAACAGGACGCGUCAGUCUUUGGCAUUCUUUGUUCACCCAGAUAAUGAGGCCAUAAUUUCAUGCUGUGAUGGAUCGGACAAAUAUCCACCUGUUAAUUCAAUUGAUUACCUUUUGUCAAGGUUCAAGGAAUCGUAUGGCAAAAAAUCAGACAAUUUGUGAUAAAGUCAUG